Molecule: messenger RNA, 238 nt
Organism: Amaranthus tricolor (Joseph's coat)
Lineage: Eukaryota; Viridiplantae; Streptophyta; Magnoliopsida; Caryophyllales; Amaranthaceae
Product: signal recognition particle 9 kDa protein-like
Exons: 2
Biological process (GO): SRP-dependent cotranslational protein targeting to membrane
Cellular component (GO): signal recognition particle, endoplasmic reticulum targeting
Molecular function (GO): 7S RNA binding
Source: RefSeq, a predicted model, not a curated record
UGUGACUGCCAGUGCCUAAAACUUAAGACUGAUCAAGCACAAGAUGCAAAGAUGAUGGAGAAGCUCAACAAUAUAUUCUUUGCUUUGAUGGCUCGUGGUCCUGAAGUGGAUAUAGCAGAAGUCACAGGGAAAGAACAAUUGGAGGCACAGCCGUCAAACAAAGGAAGAGGAAGAAAGCAAUGAUUUGUAGCUAAAAUCUUCAGUUAGGUACUAAGGAAUGUAGUUGAUCAAGGUUUUC